This is a messenger RNA of Pseudocercospora fijiensis CIRAD86, 1044 nucleotides long. RefSeq lists its product as uncharacterized. Lineage: Eukaryota; Fungi; Ascomycota; Dothideomycetes; Mycosphaerellales; Mycosphaerellaceae. Gene Ontology annotation, biological process: methylation. The transcript has 2 exons. Gene Ontology annotation, molecular function: methyltransferase activity. The record is from RefSeq and is a predicted model, not a curated record. Bases 1 to 1044 code for a protein of 347 amino acids.
AUGCAGACCAAGAACGAGCAGAACGAAGGCCCAGCCAGCGAAGUCAUCGAUCGAUUCUUGGCUCCACGCUCUGCAGAGUAUAGAGCGCUCACCGAGAUUCGCAAAAAGGGUUGGCAGAGUAAGGAAGGCGACCGAUUCUUCGAGCAACAGCGCUUCAAAGCAGACAACGCUGAUGAUCAGACCGAAAAUUACCUCUUUGGUCUGAUGAAGCAUGUUGGACACCAGCUGCAAGGAGCCACUAACGCAUUCACGAUCGGAAAAAAACCUUCUGGCACCGACUGCCCGCAUAUCUUGGACAUGUGUGCUGCUCCGGGUGGAUUCUUGCUCGCUGCUCUGGAGCAGAACCCUGGCUCACAAGCACUGGCCUUCAGUCUGCCAACACAAGCCGGCGGUCACAAGAUGCUUCUGGGACCUAGAACAUCGGCCACCAUCACAUGGGCCGACAUCACCAUGUUCGCUGCUGACAUGGGCGUCGAAGACAUCCCCGGAUCGCAUCCAGACCAUAAUAACUUCUUGCCGAGACAACUACAAGACGAUCAAAAGUUCGACCUGGUCAUGUGCGAUGGCCAAGUGCUGCGAACGCACUCACGUGCGGAAUACCGUGAGCAACGCGAAACCCGAAGAUUGUCCAACACACAACUGGCGCUUGGCCUGGAACAUAUCAACCCGGGAGGCACCAUGAUCAUCCUUCUGCACAAGCCCGAAAUCUGGCCAACGCUCCAUCUGCUUUUCGAAUUCAGCAAAUUCGCAGAGAUCCAACUCUUCAAACCGCCGAAAGCCCACGCCAAAAGAUCUUCAUUUUACCUCGUGGCUACUGGCAUUCGCACCGAGAUGCCGGAAUUUCAUCACCUUGUUGCGGAGUUGAAGCAUGUGUGGAAAGUCGCGACGUUUGGAACGGACGAGGAGUACUCUGCUGCUGUUCGGGAGACUGACGUGGGCAUUGAGAAUGUCUUGGAUCAGUUUGGUGAUCGUUUGAUUGAGCUUGCCACUCCGCUUUGGAAGAUUCAGGAACAGAGGCUUAGGGAGGCGAGUUUUAAUCGAUAG